AUGGCCCCUGUAGACCAUCAGGAUGUUUCUGAAGAGUACCAUUUGCAUCGGGCAGCCGAAAUACGGCUUGAAAAUGGCUCAUUUGGUGAGAAAUUGCGAGAUGUCAGCUAUUUAACGUUUUUACUGAUAGGUAUUGCCUUGUUGUGGCCUUGGAACGCAUUUUUAAGUGCAUCUCUGUACUUCCAACACGACGUGUUCCACGAUGAUACGAUAUAUGCCAAGAUCUAUAUCAGCACCAUGAUGUCGGUUUCAACAAUAUCGUCUGUGGGCUUUAACUUUUGGCUUUCGAAAAGACAACACAGCUAUGCGGUUCGGGUGACACGAGGGCUGUUGUGGGAAAUGUUGGUGUUUGGAAUGCUUGGAAUCUUUGUGUUGGUACAUGGAAUUUUCGCGUUGUGGUUUAAUUUUGCAUUUUUGAUGGUAAUGGUGAUGAUCAGCUCUUGCGGCACGGCCAUGACUCAAAAUGGCGCAAUGGCGCUGGCAAACGUGCACGGUCCGCAGUAUAGUCAGGGGGUUAUGAUGGGUCAGGCCAUUGCGGGCGUUUUGCCCUCACUUGUACUAUUUGGAGUUUCGUUCAUUGGAGAUCCACGUAACCAAAGCGUUGGAGGAAUUUUUGCCUAUUUCUGCACCACAAUGGUGGUUUCUAUGGCGUGCAUUACUCUGUAUCGGUUCAGCACAGUGGCCAAGGCCGACAAACCGGAACUGUUGGUUGGCGAGGCGGGGAAUCCCGAAACUGAUGCAGUUGCGUUCUCAACUCUAUUCGCAAAGCUCAAAUACCUGGUGUUGUCAAUUUUCACUACUUUUGUAGUGACUUUGUUGUUCCCGGUUUUCGCUGCAAAUACGUUUGUGGUUGGUUUGCCUUUGCAAAACGCUCAAUACAUUCCAUUCAUCUUCACGGUAUGGAAUCUGGGAGACCUGUACGGCAGAUAUAUCUCCGAGAAACAAUUUUUCCAGUCGUCCAAAUUCACGCCAUUCACAACUUUCCUGUACUCGGUUUCCAGAAUUGCGCUUGUUCCAUUGUUUUUUUGCUUCAAUUUGAACGAUCGUUUGAAGUCAUCCUCUACUGUGAUAUCGGAUCUAUGUUAUAUCUUGUUGCAGUUUGUGUUUGGACUCACCAACGGGAAUGUGAUGUCGGUGAGUUUUAUGAAGGUGAGUCCCGCACUCAGCUCCGACCAGGAGCGUAAAGCUGCUGGCGGCUUUACCAACAUUUUCCUUUCGUCAGGUCUAGCGUUUGGUAGUUUGCUCAGCUACGCAUGUGUGUUCGUCGUGACUGCCUACAGUAAAAAAGAGGUUUGA
Molecule: messenger RNA, 1296 nt
Organism: Lachancea lanzarotensis
Lineage: Eukaryota; Fungi; Ascomycota; Saccharomycetes; Saccharomycetales; Saccharomycetaceae
Gene: FUN26
Product: LALA0S09e07404g1_1
Exons: 1
Coding region: 1-1296 (431 amino acids)
Biological process (GO): nucleoside transmembrane transport
Cellular component (GO): plasma membrane; fungal-type vacuole membrane
Molecular function (GO): nicotinamide riboside transmembrane transporter activity; nucleobase transmembrane transporter activity
Source: RefSeq, a predicted model, not a curated record